This is a messenger RNA of Drosophila takahashii, 564 nucleotides long. RefSeq names its product gram-negative bacteria-binding protein 3. Gene Ontology annotation, molecular function: carbohydrate binding. The record is from RefSeq and is a predicted model, not a curated record. Lineage: Eukaryota; Metazoa; Arthropoda; Insecta; Diptera; Drosophilidae.
CCAAGACCGCAACACGCACCGUUUCGCUCUGUGAUGGGUCGACUUCCGCUGUCCAUCCUGCUCCUAGUGGUGGCGAUUUGUUUUGGCCACGCCUACGAGGCACCUGACGCCCAGGUGCGCGUGUUCUAUCCCAAGGGAUUCGAGGUCUCCAUUCCGGAUGCGGAGGGCAUUUCACUGUUCGCCUUCCACGGCAAACUGAACGAGGAGUUCGACGGCCUGGAGGCUGGUCAAUGGGCACGGGACAUCCCAACGGCCAAGCGGGGACGCUGGACUUUUCGGGAUCGCGAGACAAAGCUGAACCAGGGUGAUACCCUGUACUUCUGGACCUACGUGGUUUACAAUGGACUAGGGUAUCGCCAGGACGAAGGAGCACAUGUGGUAACCGGCUAUGACAAUCAAAAGACGUAAUGUUUCUUUUCAAACAAUGGAACAAUAAAACUUUUAAGUCAAGCUUAAAGCUUAUAUAUGUAUGUAGCGUAUUUGUUUACUUUCGAUUCUUAUCCGCUCUUCUGGUAAUCUAUUUUAAGUUUGUAUAACUAUACAAAUUAUACAUUUUACAACAAA